Penaeus vannamei (Pacific white shrimp) is the source of this 7586-nucleotide messenger RNA. NCBI's taxonomy places the organism in Eukaryota, Metazoa, Arthropoda, Malacostraca, Decapoda, Penaeidae. The record is from RefSeq and is a predicted model, not a curated record.
AGGAAACGAGGCCCAGGCUCUCGGCUCCUCUCCUCGUCCACUUGUUUAUCGGCGAGUGUCUCCCUCCUCUCCUUCCCCCUCUUCGCCUCUCCUUCAGCCCCUUCCCGGGGUCUCCCUGCCUCCGGUGGGGCGGCGGAGGGAGGCUGCGGGCCUUCCUGGGGGCCUGGCUUGGCAAAGUCUCUCCAGGAAGGAAUUUGCUCUCUCGCUUUUCAAUCUAUGAAUGCCAAAGCAGUGAUGGUGAAGUGUUGACGAAUCUUGCAAGAAGAUGCCAACACCGGGGAGAGGUCCAGGCAGACCUCCAAAGAACCCACGCACUUGCACGUGGUGUUCGGAGGUGAAGUCACAAUUGAAAUAUGUGUUCCCAACGAGCUCAGGAAAACGAGAAUUCUGCUCGGAAACGUGCCUCUCGGAGUACAGAAAGGCUCUUCGGAAGGGCACUUGUGCCAACUGUGACAAUGUCAUCCGCUCGACACCAGUCAAGUGUGAGACGUCAUCAGGCCGUCGGCGAGAGCUGUGCAGCAAUGAGUGCCUUAAGGCCUGGGCCAAAAAAGAAAAGGACAAAGAGCAGCAGCCAGACACAGAGGAGGAAGCAGGUGUGGCCUCUUCAUCCUUCUCCUCGAUGACGAGCCCGCCCUCCAGCAUGUCCCCCUCCUCGGGCAACGGUGUGUCACCCAACGAGAAGGCCUCCCUAGGCCCGGAAGCAGCUGCGGGUAGGAAAGGGCGGGGUCUAAGUGCUGCAGCCUUGGCACAGAUAGAAGCAGCUGCAGAGUUCAAUUGGGAAGACUACCUCAGGGAAACCAACUCCAUACCCUCACCUGCCAAAUGCUUCAAACAGCACAAAAUCCCCCCCAAGAAUGAGUUCAAGAUCGGCAUGAAACUGGAGGCACUGGACCCGCGCAACCUGACGUCCACCUGCAUUGCUACAGUGGUAGGGACAUUAGGCCCUAGGCUGAGGCUCAGGCUUGAUGGCUCUGACAACAAGAACGACUUCUGGCGCUUGGUUGACUGCAACAAUGAGAUCCACCCUAUUGGGCAUUGUGAGGAGCAUGGAGGAAUGCUACAACCUCCCCUUGGUUUCCGCAUGAAUGCUUCAUCCUGGCCGAUGUUCCUCCUGAAGACGCUGCAGAAUGCAGAGGUAUCCCCUCCACACAUCUUCCGCACAGAGCCGCCCACACCUGCCAAGAACUACUUUGAGGUUGGCAUGAAGCUAGAGGCUGUUGACAAGAAGAAUCCUCAGCUCAUUUGUGCUGCAACUGUUGGUGCCGUGAACGGAGACAUGAUCCACGUGACAUUUGAUGGCUGGAGAGGUGCCUUUGAUUACUGGUGCCGCUAUGAUUCCAGAGAUAUCUUCCCUGUGGGAUGGUGUGCUAUGUCAGGGCACCCUCUGCAACCCCCAGGCCAGAUGUGGGGCCCUCCCAGCAGCCGUUACAAGGCACGGGUCUUGAACAUCCCUCCUCCCCUGGCUGGUUCCUCCAAGUCCCCGGAAGUGCCCUCAGCGACUGCAGCAAGCGACAAGAGCCCCUCCUCUGCGGCCAGCUCCCCCCUGGCCAAGUCGGGAGGCCGUGGCAGGCACCACUCCCCCACCACCCCAGGCAGCCCCCCCCUCCCAGCCACAGUCCACACCCACCAAGGCGGGCUCGCUUCAGAACUCAUCCUAUCGACAAAGUCAUCUACGUCCACCUCCGCCAAAUCAUCCUCGUUAAGUAAGCCAUCAUCAACCAGCAAGUUACCCCCUUCAUCUUCGUCUUCAUCAUCACCUUCGCCAUCAGCUACAGCGCUCACAGUCAGUCAGUCGAGCGGCAAGCCCACCUCAUCUACUAAGUCAUCUACAUCAUCGGGGCCGCCUGCUAUGACCCCGCUCACUUCUACGCCCAUCAAGACUCCUGCAGGAUCAGGAGGAUCGGAAAGCAUCAAUAGCACCCCCAAUGCCAGCCAGUCCAGUGUACCACCCCCAAAUGCGGGAACUUCAGCAGCCAUCACAUCCUCUACCACGCCUUCAGCCCUACCGCACCCAUCUAACCCCAGAACACCUGAGCCCCCAACAUCACCUUCCAUCACUUCCUCGCAGAAACCCCUGGGUGCCUCGUCAUCCUCCACCACCUCCUCCUCCUCUUCCUCUUCAUCCUCUUCAUCACCAAUGGUUGCUGGGCCGGAGUCAACAAUACCUGUUCCUCAACAAAAAUCACCAAGUAUAACAGUUACAGAACCAGAUACCUCGACUGUCCACAAAUUAAGUGCCUCAGUUGUCGUUUAUGUUAAUCAUGGCUGCACGUGUGGACCAUACCUGGACUCUGGUCGUGUGAGCGAGCUCCCUGUCCAGUUUGGGCCAGGGAGCCUCAACCGUGUUGUGCGAGAGUCUGUCCAAGCCCUGGUUGAUGCCGCCCCUGACCCUCGUGCAGUCACUUCCCUCCUACCUCGUGGCAACGGCAAAGUUAUUAUCAAAGAUGGGGAUGCGGAAACCCAUCGACUAACAUCUUUAGAGAAAGUGGAGGAUUUCUGGAGUGCUCUUGAGUCGCUCUUUGAAGAUCUGAUGUGCUGUGAGAACUUCUACACACAGCAGCCAAUCACCCAGUGUACCAAGUGUGCGCGGCAGAGUCCUGCACAAUUCAAAAGGGACCAAGAAGCAGCCCAGCAUGUGGCAGUGUCCAACAACAAGCGACCAGCCUCCAGUGAGCCCAGUGAUGUCCUCAGUCCAUCAAAAGUUGCCAAACGAGUAUUACAAGAGCCAUCCCCCUCAUCAGCAAGUGAGCCUGGGCAGAGUCCCCGGCCAAGAGGCGACCCGGCUGAGUGGACUGUGGAGGAAGUCAUCACUCACAUUGCGGCCACUGACCCUGCACUGGCCAAUCAUGCUGACCUCUUCAGACGGCAUGAGAUCGAUGGGAAGGCUUUGCUGCUCCUCAACAGUGACAUGAUGAUGAAAUACAUGGGCCUCAAGCUGGGCCCGGCCCUCAAGAUCUGUAACCUGAUCAACAAAAUCCGUGGACGCAAGCACCUUGUCACCUAACAGCGCUGGAGCAGUGUUUCUCACUCAACGAUGGGCACCAGAGAGAGGAAUUGCUCAGAAAUUUGUCUCGUGGAAUCAUUUAAUGAGUGGCUUAUCUUUAUCUUUAUUUUAUUUUUCAUUGUAGUAUUUUCUAAAUUCUUUUUAGGUAUGGGGAGCAGUUUCAUUAUCAGAAUUAUUAUUAUAAUCUUUGCUACAAAAGAAGUUUAGUUAAAUCCCACUUGUGUAACUGGAAUAUGUUGAAGAGUUGAAGUUCAGAAAGUUAAAAGAAAACUCAAGCUGAACACACCCACGAGGGAAAGCAUAAUGUGAUGGAAACCUCUGGAAUGAGAUAUGAAGUAGACCUCUUUAUGGACUGAGACAUUCAUGAGUGACAAGUAAUUAUGCCUCGAAUGGUGUAGUGACGUUGGCUCCAGUCAUUUGGCUGCAGUGGGUAUGGCUUGCAUUUGAGUGACGGGUGGGCGUUCUACCUGCAGAUUGGUCUAGUGGAAGCAUUGUCCUGUUUAUUAUUAUUUUUUUUUCUUUCUUAGUUCUUUGGACACAAGACAAACUCUGGGAUUUUAUAGAUGUGUCCAACAGAGGUGAUGACAAUGCAACUUACUGUUUUGCUCGCAUCUGCUGCUGUCUUUGGUUUGUGGGCAGAUGUCUUGUCAGCAAAUGACUAUCAUAACAGGAGAACGAGCCUUACAAAGAAAAAAAAUAUAAGAAGAUAGGAAGAAGAUUAAAGAAUUUAUGUAGAUAUUUUUAUAUACAGUCAUGCAUUUAUUGCUUACCAUUGCUUGCAAUUAUAGUGCAAAUUACUUUUUGACGUUUACAACUUUGUCGUGUUUGGUGCGUCCCUGUUGCCCCCCCCCCCCUUUCCUCCCUCCCUCCAAUGACUCUCUCAAUGUUGUAGAAUCACCAGUAGUUGUAUUUUACUCCUGUUAGGUGUUUCAUAUCAGCCGUGGAAGUGCGUGCUGGCCAUAUCAAAACUCACCGAUCUUAUGCAAGUAAAAUCAAGACUUGGACGAAAGGGAGCCAGCUGUGUGGGUGCCAGCCGUCUCAAUGCCUUACAAGUGGCUUCCCUUGUCUUGUCUCUCCCUUGCCCUUAUUUUCUCUCCUCCUCCUCCUCCUCCUCCUCACACUUGUAGUCUUGCAGAAAUCUUUGCAUUUGCCAGUGGUUGUAAAUGUUUACUUUUUCAACUUAGCUUUAGAAGAGCUGUAUCACACUAGAAAAAAAGAGAAUAAAAAAGGACAAAUUGUUUGUGAAAUAAAGUAAAACGAUAAUUUUGACACUAUAUUUUGUAAGGAGUAAUUUCUAUUAGACAGGAUAUGACGUGGGUGUCUGCCAGCAAUAUUUCUUACAAGUAUGUUCUCUACUUGAAGAGGUUUAGAAAUCUAUUGAACUUCUGAUGUGUCUCCUCUUCUGUCAAACACAUUUCACUGUUCUUUUCUCUUGCUGCAAGUAGGAGCAGUUGUCCAGACAUUUUUGUGUGUUUGAUGAAGUCGUUAUUUACAAAUGGGAGAAAAGACAGUAGAUUAUAAGAAGUUGAUGUAUAUGGCAGUUACAGCAUAUUUCUUGGAAGAAUAGAACAGUGCAGGGACAUUUGAAGAAAGUUUAAUAUAUGAUUUACUGUGCUCUAUGAAUAUGGACAAAGUCUCAAACAAAUUGUUUUAUGAUUUAGAUUAAAAACACAUGAGAUGAUAGUGGCUGUUUAUUCUAGUUGAUAGGCCUUUUAAUUGUUUUCCUGUUCAGAGUUGUUUGCAGAUAUCACAAACUCUGGUCCAGAGACCUUUCUACUCUGCUACAUCUGUAAACUAUGCCUUGGUAAUUAGUACCUUGUAGAAAAUCAUCAAAUGCAUUUUAUUUUUUUAAUUAAUGUAUAUUUAUUGUUGAGUGUAGAAAGUUCUCUCUGGGAUUGUGGUUGCCCAACAUCCUUGUUGUUGGGGAAUGUUAGGGCCCCUUGCCCACAAGGCCACGGGGUUGAGCUUGAUUGGUAUGGCGUACUCCAGGGGAUGGAACAUUUUGUCUUCAAUUUGCAGGUGUUCGUUGGCUCUUUAUUGUUUUGUUCCUCCAAAUUUUAGACAGAAUUCUUACAAUCCUACACACAUAUGUAAUCACAUCCACACACACACAAUCACACUCAUGCACAUGGCUCACUCUCUUCUUUUACACACUCACUCUCGCUCUCACUCUAAUACCAACACCCAAACUCAUGCAAAUACAUAUGCACACUCUUGGUCUUGCAUAUUUUCUCAAGGAUUGAUUUAUUGACUCGUGCAAACACAUGCAUACACUGAAAAAAACAUGCACGCACACGCCCACAUGCACACACACGCCCAUAUGAGCACACGCACACACACAUCCAUAUGCGCAUACACGCACACACACACAAAGCUGCAUGUGCGCGCAUGCACAUAUAUGUAUGGAUAAUAAAUACCCCAGCACAGUGUCCACUUGUGCACCCCUGGAAAUGGCCAGACCAUUCUAAAUAUUAUAUGGAUGUUGAUGCGAAUCAGAGGAUGGCGCAGGAAAGGCAUGGGCUCCUUCCACCAGGAUGCCAUUGCAGAGGCCCAGAAGCUGAAGUAGAUGUAGAAGCAGUUGACUAUUCCCAUCUGUUAAUUUUUGUUCCACGGCAUUGAAUUUAACAUGGCAAGGAAGGAGGGAGGACCCAGGCGUUGUGGACUCUCCAUGUGUGGCUGUGAGGUGCGUGUGCUUAUUUUGAAAGGCCAUGAAAGAUUGUUAACGUGCGUGAGAUUGCUUUGAAGCAUGUUUAUCCCUGAGCAGGGCUAUUAACGAAUAUAUCAUAGGUCAUCUAUUCCUAACAUGUUGAGUUUCAUUCAUUUAUCUGUUCUUUUGGUUUUGACUAUACGUUAGUGCUUGUUUACUUGUUUUGGAUAUUCCCGGAAAAUCACAGAGAGGCUUGGAUAUACAGGAUAAGUCAUUUGUAUCCAAAGGUACAACCUGAAGGGGCCCACCGUCAUAUAUUAACCAUGUGAGUUUUGUGCUGUUGUUUAAUGCAGCACAAAUUGAUUCCUCUUGGAUGGGUGAAGCCGCGAAAGUACAAGACAAACUCGCGUGGAAAGCACACGCUUCUGUUUAUAAUGUAUCCCAGAAUUGAUUGAGAUUAUUUUCUCUCUCUUCUAUUUUUAGUGCGUGUUAUUUUAGUAUUUCUCCCCAUGUCCCCAGAUGUGAAGGGGUUCAAAAUUUGUGAUAUUAGAUUAAGGCUGGUCUGCGUGAUGCUAGUACAAUUUUAAAGUUCAUCUAAGACAUACUUUACUGAUAAGAGCUACAAAUGACUUCACAGAUGCUAGCCUUUGCAUAUUUUUAGCUGUGAAAGCCACAGAAAGAUGGGGCACAGCAACCGCUCAGCUUGUGUCUAGGGUGAAGGUGGAGCGAGAUGAGGUUGGUGUCAGGAGCUGGAGUUGAGCUUAGCAGGUUAACAGAACGAAAUUCCAACCACGCUGGAGUGACUAAAGGGCCAACAAUAAUGUUGCUUUCAGUUGAUUUGAUUUUCUCUGAUGAAUAUCUUCCAGCAUGUUGAUGACAAGAGCUGAUAUUGAUGUUUACAAAGUUCACUGUGUAAGGAGUUUCAUCCUUGGUUUAAGAAAAUAUAGCUUUGCCAACAAAGGAGCUCUGAAGGUAAUCUUCAGAUUUAAGUCUGCCAUUUUUGUUUUUCUCCUUACUGCAGCCACUGUGUGAUAUUUACUUGUUCUUUAUCUUAAUAGGUUGUUGACAAUUUCAUCAAAUUUGUUGCCAAACUGUGGAAAAGAAAUUCUUGUUUAUUUUACUUGCAAUUACAUUUUUUAUACCAAGUCGGGAUUCUCCUCCGAAUCUGUUCCGUUUUUGUCUCAAAAUGCAGGAUGCUGCUAAGGCCUUGCUGUCUUUCCCCUAGGAGGCGGUUGCAACAUUGCAUCUCUUGGCACUGUAACUGGUGUAUGCCCCAAGAAGUUCAGAUGCACCACAAGAGACAAAUUGUUGAUACAAGUCCUGUUUUAGAGAAAUUAAGUCUGAUAAUGGGAGGAGAAAAGAAGGAAGGCAGGAUAAUCAUUUGAGGUUUUACCAUGGCUUUAAGUUCUGUUUUGUUUAGGCUGACAAUGAUUGAGAGGUGGAAACCCAUAUCACCACAGAGGAGUAGGUAUGCCUGCGAUUUAUCCUUUUGCCUAAUAUUUAGCAGUAGAGAAAUUCAAGAAGACUGACAGGAAGAAAGUGAGAAAAAGAGAGAGAGAGAGAGAGAGAGAGAUAGAGAGAGCAAUAGGUUGAGUCAUUAGUGAGAUAUUAGAUUUAAUGAAAGAAGGGAAAAGUGAAUAUAUAGAAAUGAGAAAAAGUUUCCUUGGCACAUCUUACUAAGAAAAAGCAACUAAAUUCAUGCUCUCAGUCUGAAUGGCAAGGGAAGUGUUUCUUGCCUCUUAUCUCAUAAUUAUCUGUGUUUUUAUUUUAUUUUUUUGCCCCAAUGAUUAAGGAUCAAAAGAAAAGAUGUUCUCGCUAUGAGGAGGAAAGUGGAUCUGUUCGCUGUUCUUCGUACCAGCUCUGGAGUCCUUGACUUUGUAUACAUAAUUGCUGGGAGUCAUUGUAAACAUUAUGUAAUAUAUUUGGAAAUUAAAA